Messenger RNA from Ostrea edulis (European flat oyster), 4296 nucleotides. RefSeq lists its product as uncharacterized. The transcript has 14 exons. Lineage: Eukaryota; Metazoa; Mollusca; Bivalvia; Ostreida; Ostreidae. The coding region runs from base 1 to 1800 and encodes 599 amino acids. The record is from RefSeq and is a predicted model, not a curated record. Gene Ontology annotation, molecular function: protein kinase activity; ATP binding. Gene Ontology annotation, biological process: protein phosphorylation.
AUGAAGUAUGCCGUAAAGAGAAUAAACUUCCAGGGUCAGGAGUCAGAGAGGACACAAGCCCUGAGGGAGGCAGAACUCCUGGCUAAAGUCCGACAUGAACACAUCCUCAAUUAUAUUGAGUCGUUUGAAGAUGAUGAGUGUUUGAAUAUAGUAACAGAGUAUUGUGAUGGGGGUGACCUUGAAGUCUAUAUAAGAAAUAGGAAUGGGAGAAGUCUGCCUGAAGUUCGUGUAUGUCACUGGAUCUACCAGAUAGCAUAUGGUCUGCAGUACCUUCAUGGACAGAAGAUUCUCCAUCGAGAUCUGAAAGCCAAAAACAUUUUUUUAAUGAGUGACCUCUCUCUGAAGCUUGGAGACCUGGGGAUUGCAAAGUUACUUGAGCUUAAUCAAAGUAAAGCCGAGAGUUUCGUUGGGACACCAGCCUACAUGAGUCCAGAAUUAUUCAAACAUUUACCUUACAAUCACAAAUCUGAUAUAUGGAGUUUUGGGUGUUGUUGCUAUGAAAUGGUAGCCCUACAGAAAGCCUUUGGAAAUGAGAGUUUGUUUGCCUUGUGUAAGAAAGUCUGCAGUGAUGAGAGACCACCCUUUCCAUCUCAGUACAGUGAGAGUCUGAAGUCAAUUGUAUAUUCUAUGUUAGAUGAGGAACCAGACUGCAGACCUAGUGCUGAUGAUAUUGUUAGAAAUGUGUACAUCAAAAAGAGGCUAACUGAACCAAUAGAUAAAAGCAACUCACCAGACAGACAGAGAAGAAAAGAUCAGCCAAAACUGAGGGAAGGUCAAAGCAAAACCCACUCAGCAAGAGAGAGAAGAAGGAAAAUGGCUGAACAAAAAUAUCAAACAAUGUCUCAUGCUUGGCUUGCCAUCAAACGACAGAUAGAUACACACCGAAAAGACAAACAGAGGAAAUGUGUUAGUCGCACCAUGGAGAAGAUGAAGAAACUAAAAUUGAGCCCUGUCAAACAGGAGAGUGAUGAUACAGCCUCAAGCAUUUACAGUAACCACAGCGACACAGCUGAUUAUGAUGUAGAUGAUCCAAUCAGAUACUUGCUUAGUGACGAUGAAGACAAUACACUAAUUAUUGACAGAGUUCAAAGGACAAAUAAUGAAGUUCAUCAUAAUGGAGACACAGGUUCGCAUAAGUCCAGUAUGGAUGAUGUGUUUGCUGUAAGGGAGCAAGUAACAAAAAUGACUAGGGACCCAGAUCAAGCUGCCAAGUUAAUGGUGCAAGGAAUGAGGGAUCAGUUAACACCAUUUCAGUAUAAUGGCACACCAUUUCCUAUAAGACAGAGUCCAGAAAUGAAAAUACAGGAAUAUAUAUCUGACAGUAAAGGUGCACAAAAGACGAAAAAGAAGAAAAAGAUUCUCGCCAAAAUUGCAAAUGAGAAGAAGAGGAGAGAGAGCAGCAGCAGUGACACAGGGCUAGGGAUGACCUCGGGAGAGUCGUCUCCAACCCUACAAAAUGUCAAAUUUGGGCAGGAUUCUGUGAGACUCUUUACACAUGGUCAACAAGUUACUUUCAACAGGGGCAUGUCCAACAGCAGUGAUGAAAGGGAGGAAAGCACAGUGAAAGAAAAAUGUGUGCCAUUUGAACAGAAGAAGAUAUCAGAAUCUAUGAAGGGAAUUUUCGCAAUGAUAGGGAAUAUGGAUACUGAGUCAGUCAUAUUAGAAAUCAGCAAAAUUCGAAGCGAGGUAGGAAAUGCCAUAGGCAGAGACAGCUUGCAGAAAUGUUACGAUGUCAUGGCCAACGUGGAGGAUGUAGCACUAGUCAAGGGAGACGGCUACAACUCCUUAGGAUCUCCGUAAUGGUGCAAAUGCGGGAGUGAUUCACUCCCGCAACAUUUGCACUCAUUCUAAACAUUUCCUGACUUUCUUUACGUAAAUAAAAUGAUAUUCUAUGUUUCUUAGUCAAUAUAUAAAUUUACAACCUUCAACUUUAGAUUUGUGAGGCUCUAUUCUACCGUUUUCAACAAUUUCGAUAAAUUCCAAUUCUUCGAUUCAUAUUUGUGUGCCAUGUUUGAUGUACUGAAGUUUCAACUUCCGAUUGUCAAGUCAUUUGCAUAUGCCAUAUAAGGUAGUAUUUACAUCAAUGGACAAGUAUGGAGGAAAGCUAUUUCGUCGGUAUUGAAAAGGUUUGAAUUAAAUAUCAAGUUAAAAACCGAACAGCAGAGUGUAAAUUCUUUCUGCAACAAUAUGAUUUUCCUUUCUUUGUCGAAGUGGCUCGAGUAACUACAUUUUCGCGCUGAUUGUCAAUGUUUAGGCUUUCAUUAGAUCCACCUACGAGAUCUCGCGAUAACAAGCAUGGCGGAGCAGACGAAGAAUUUUGCAUGCUGUAUAUUAUAUUUAAUGAAAAACACCUUUAUUAGACAUGCCCGAGCACAAAGUUGGUACUCCUUUUGGUGUAAACAACAUUUGGGACUAAUACACAGAGUUUAUUAUCGGUUAUUCAUAAAAUUAUUUUGCACCAUUACGGAGAUCCUAUGGAAUUGUAGCCCUAUCCCGAAAACGUCAGAAUAAAAAAAAAAUUGGAUAGGGCUACAUUAUUGCAGCUAGGUCACAGUAACCGAAAAUAGAUUAAAAACUUCAGACAAAUAUGGUUUCUGGACAGUAACUUGAAAAGUUUAAAACUGAAAUUAGUUCUUCACAAUUAUAAAUAUGCCACAUCAUUCCUGACUUUACAAUGUAUCCCAUGCAACUCGGCUUGUGCACCCCUGAGUGCAUAUAUUGAUUUUAUUUGACUAAAUAAAGUAGAUUUGAAAGUUUUCAAUUUCAAAAUAUUGUUGUACAUAUCCUCCACUUUUCACCCAUAUCAAAUUUCUCUGGUGUAGCAUACAGUGCUCAACAGUGUAGUCAGCAUUAAGUUUGCUCCUAGUUAUACCCCCCGCAACAAGUUGUGGGGGGGUAUACUGGAAUCGGGUUGUCCGUCUGUCUGUCCGUCCGUCCGUCUGUAGAUGCAAUGGUUUCCGGGCUCUAAAGCAUUAUCCUUUCCACCUACCGUCACCAUAUCAUAUAUAUGGACUACCCAUGGGAUGAAGAUGUUCCCUAUUGAUUUUAGGGUCCAAAGGUCAAGCGCACUGGACAUCGAAGUAGCAAUAUGGUUUCCGGGCUCUAAAGCGUUAUCCUUUCCACCUUCAGUCACCAUAUCAUACAUAUGGACUACCCAUGGGAUGAAGAUGUUCCCUAUCGAUUUUGGGGUCAAAAGGUCAAAGGUCAAGCGCACUGGACAUCAAAGUAGCAAUAUGGUUUCCGGGCUCUAAAACGUUAUCCUUUCCACCUACAGUCACCAUAUCAUACAUAUGGACUACCCAUGGGAUGAAGAUGUUCCCUAUUGAUUUUGGGGUCAAAGGUCAAGCACACUGGACAUCGAAGUAGCAAUAUGGUUUCCGGGCUCUAAAGCAUUAUCCUUUCCACCUACAGUCACUAUAUCGUACAUAUGGACUACCCAUGGGAUGAAGAUGUUCCCUAUUGAUUUUGGGGUCAAAGGUCAAGCGCACUGGACAUUGAAGUAGCAAUAUGGUUUCCUGGCUCUAAAGCGUUAUCCUUUCCACCUACAGUCACCAUAUCAUACAUAUGGACUACCCAUGGGAUGAAGAUGUUCCCUAUUGAUUUUGGGGUCAAAAGGUCAAAGGUCACGUGCACUGGACAUCGAAGUAGCAAUAUGGUUUCCAUUUCAAUUCUUUAAUGGCUUUUUUCAUCGCAUGGAGAUGCUGUGUUCCUAGAUACCUUUUGGAUCAUAAUACUGAAGUUUUACAUAUAUUACCAACACCCUUUGGGAGAUUGGGGUAAGCGGGGGGUAUUCUUAGUGAGCAUUGUUCACAGUACCUCUUGUUAUUUCCAGUUCCUUUUCACAGAAUCUGUUGUGACAAAGUUUUAAAACUUACAGAUUUUAUGUCCAUAACUAAAUGUUGCUGUUAGGAAUGUGCAGUUUUACAGUUUUACAAUUUUACAGUUUUGGACUAACUUCUAGUGAAAAUAGCAAAAAUUGAACUGCAACCAAAAUAAGGCCAUGUAAUGAAUACAUAUACAGUAUGCAUUGUUGUUAAUGCCUGUCUGGAAACAUCAUGCAUGCACACAUCUGUAGUUGAGUGGCAUAAUUAUUGUGAAUAGGUGCAUUUUACAUUGUAUAUAAAUAUAUAUUAUAUAUAUAUAUAUGUAUAUGUGUAUGUAUAUAUAUAUAUAUAUAUGUGUGUGUAUGUAUAUAUAAAGCACUAAAAAUGACCAACAACAUGAACAACUAGUGAAUUGUUAAAUUUCGGGACGACCUGUCCCUUCUUCAGGACAAUAGAAUAUUUACAUAGAAAA